This is a messenger RNA of Nannizzia gypsea CBS 118893, 1134 nucleotides long. RefSeq lists its product as hypothetical. The transcript has 5 exons. NCBI's taxonomy places the organism in Eukaryota, Fungi, Ascomycota, Eurotiomycetes, Onygenales, Arthrodermataceae. The record is from RefSeq and is a predicted model, not a curated record. The coding region runs from base 1 to 1134 and encodes 377 amino acids.
AUGAAGGGUUCAAAAAUCGCUAUUUUCCUACUUACCAGUGCAGUGUCCGCUAGCAUACAUGGCACAAAACCUAACGGCCCAAAGUACGCGGACCUUGUCGACGAUAGUUAUACCUGCGAAAAUAUCGAAAAACAAUGGGAGCUGAGCCAUGAGGUUUUUGUGGCAUGGAAUCCCGGCGUGAAAAAGGACUGCAGUGGGCUUCAAGUUGGCCUCUCAGUUUGUGUGGAAGCACCAAUGAAAUCAACUACUUCAACUUCUACGUCAGCGACUCCCACUACUUCAGAAACAUCGAGUGCAUCGCCCACCGCCACCGGCCCACCGUUACCAUCCCCAACUCAGGAUGGUUUGGUGGGAAACUGCACAAAAUUUCAUCGGGCAGUCAGCGGUGAUACUUGUAGCAAGAUUUUAUCCAAAUAUCAGCCUGUAACUUUGGAUCAAUUCAUUAAGUGGAAUCCGGCACUCGAGAAGGACUGUUCGGGGCUUUGGUCUGGCUAUUAUUACUGUGUUGGCAUUCCCAGGAUACCCAAUGCGCCUCCAAAGGGCAUAUCAACUACCACCACUCCAAAUGCGACUGUAACUGCGGCCGCCCCCGGACGGACUCAGGAUGGUAUUCUCAGUAACUGUCGGCGGUGGCAUAAAGUGGUAUCGGGUAACACCUGCACAAGUAUUACCGCACAGUAUGGAACGUUCACUCAGGAAGAGUUCAUCAAGUGGAAUCCAGCCGUAUACCGGGAACACCUACAACAAGGAAGUGCAUGCCUAGUCCAAGCCCUACGGGCUGUCGAAGUCCUGGCCUUCCUUCCCCCACUCAACCUGGUGCCAUAUGUAAAUGCAACAAGUGGCACCAGGUCGUUCAAGGCGAUAAAUGUGACACUAUCAUCCGAAAGUAUCGAAUUUCGUUGUCCAAAUUUAUGGAGUGGAACCCUAACGUUGGAAAAAAUUGUUACGGCCUAUGGCUUCGGUACUAUGUUUGUGUUGGGGCAAAUUAAUGCUGGGCAGAAGAAUCGGUACUCCGUAGGAAGUACGCAGCAAGUGCCUGUUAGAUAUUUCAAUCUGGAAGCCAAAACAUACCACCCAAUCACCAUCGAUUCAAACGAGGAAAGCAAUGGAGAUUGUAUAGGAAAAAAGGUCUAA